AUGCAGAUCACAUCUUUGGGAGAAAGACACUCUGGCGGAGUACGAGGAAGAGGCAGAGGAUCAUUUAGAGGUCGAGGACGUUGGCGUGGAAGAUUUGGACUUGACAAAACCCAAAUAGAGUAUUAUAAAUGCCAUAAAUUUGGGCAUUUUCGAUUUGACUGCCCUAACUCGGAAAAGCAAGUCAACUACGUGGAGAUACAAGGCGCAAAGAUGGAGGAUCUAUGGUUUCUUGAUAGCGGAUGUAGCAACCACAUGUCUGGGAUCAAAAAGUGGUUCUCAGAUUUGGAUGAAACUUUCAGGCACUCGGUGAAGCUCGGGAAUAAUGCAAGGAUGAUGGUUCAUGGGAAGGGCAACAUCAAACUUAAGAUAACUGAAGAUUAUGAUUUGAUCUUCACUGGAAAUUGUGAAAAAAUGUUUCUUUCAUUCAAAGAGUCAAUGAAAAGGAAUUUUGAUAUGACUGAUCUUGGGAAGAUAAGGUAUUUUCUUGGAGUGGAAGUGUUGCAGCGAGAAGAGGCAAUUUACAUGUGUCAACAAAAGUUCACAAGAGACAUUCUCAACAAAUUUGGUAUGGAAAACAACAAUGAAGUAAGCAAUCCCAUAAUACCGGGAGUGAAACUCUCCAAGAAAGAAGGAGAAGCAGAGGUUGACAUUACUCUUAUAAGCAAAUGA
Molecule: messenger RNA, 669 nt
Organism: Cicer arietinum (chickpea)
Lineage: Eukaryota; Viridiplantae; Streptophyta; Magnoliopsida; Fabales; Fabaceae
Source: RefSeq, a predicted model, not a curated record